GCAUUUGCCGGUUUCUUCUCGCCCUCUCUCUUUCUCUCUCCCUCGAAGAACCCGACGAAAGGAGAACCGAGGGAUUUCACGGGAGUUUUUUUUGGGGGGCUCAGGGAUCCCCAUUCGCCCGUUGUCCUUUCCCUUGUGUUCUCGUUGCCUUCGAAGCAUCAAAAACUUGAGAAAUCAAGGAGAAGAAGAGCUAGAUUCGGUUGUCUUUGUGUGAAAAAUCUCUCUUUCUUCCGCCACUUUUCCAUGAUAAUAUUAAAGAAGAAAUUGCAAGAAAAGGAUAUGGCAUUUGGGGUGAAGGAAAUCAUCUUAUAUAUCAGAAGAUCUAAUUAUAGAUUGUUUUGCAAUCAUCUGUUCAUUAUCAGUUUUUUCAUUGUUAUACUAUACAGAUUUUUUCCUUCUCUAUUUGCUCUUCUUGUCACUUCCUCUCCCAUCACUAUCUGCACUGCCCUUCUUCUUGGAAUCAUUCUCACUUGUGGUGAUAAAAAAAAAACUGAAAUCGAUGAGGAUAGGAAGACUCAGAGAUUUUCUCAUCAGGCUGGGGCUUUUGCCAAUGUGGAAAGUAGAAGAGGGGUUAAAAAAAUGAUGGUCAGGGAGGCAGCUUCUCAUGAUGAAGGGGCUACUGGUAAUAGCAAGGCAAGGGCACAAAAUGACAGACAUGGCUCAUUUGAUACUUGUUUGGCUGCAAACUCUUCGAUCAAGCAAAACACGAAAAGGGCUUAUGGUGAGAAGAAGGCGAGUGAAGAAAGCAAAAUUCAUGAUUGUGGUUUUACCAAUGAGAAAGAAGUUUCUGUAGGACUAGCUAAAGGUGUAUUGAAAACAAGAGAGGAUAUCGGUAGCCUAACCACCUCGGACCAAAAGAAUUCUAAGGGUCUUAAGGUGGAAAGUGAUAAGCCUAUGUUAAACACUCAUCGUCAUUCUACAUUGCGCGAAGCUUGGGAUCAUCUUAACCGCCAUGAUGCUUCUUCAAGUUCUGAAUCCGAUCAGGCAGAGUGUUCAUCACCGGAUGCUGCUUCUAUGCCCGACAUCAUGCCAAUGCUAGAUGAGCUUCACCCACUUUUAGACUCUGAACCUCUUCAACCCACUCUCAUAUCCAAAGAAAACUCAGAUGUUGCUUCCAUACAGUCCUCAGAUGUUGGUAGUGUCGAGGAAGAAGCUGAAAACCAGGAGGAUGAAGAUGAUGAAGAAGUGCAGGAUGAGAAAGAUGCAAAGACCAAAUCUUUGGUAUCUUGGACGGCAGAUGAUCAGAAGAAUCUUGUGGAACUUGGAAAAUCUGAAAUGGAAAGGAAUCAGAGGUUGGAGAGCUUAAUUGCAAGACGAAGAACAAGAAAGUUUCUAGAGAAAAAUUUAAUAUACUUGGAUAAUAACGACUCACCGCCAAGUAUAGAAGAUCUAUCACGCUUUCAAAUAGAGAUUCCAUCUGUUUUUCCACAAAGACAAAACCCUUUUGAUCUUCCCUAUGAUUCAGAUGAAAUCCCUCUUUCAGCUCCUCCUAGGCUAGUACCGAGACAAAACCCUUUUGAUCUUCCUCUUAACCAAGUAUAUGAAAGUAAUAGCCCGUCAAUAGAGAACUUGAGCCAUCAAGAGGCUGUCACAAAUCCACAAAGGGAUAUAUUAUUAAGAAGGCAUGACAGCUUCCAUUCAGGAGCAUCAUUUCCUGGGGAUCUUAGAGAAGAGAGGCAUGCCUCUAGGCUGAAGCCCUAUUUUGUUGCAGAGAAGAAGGAUGAAGAGGAGACAGAUUUCAAUGUCCCAAGACGAUCAAUUGAAGGGCAUGAUUCAACAAUAAGCUCUCCAAAAUCUUAUACAGUUCAAGAACCUCUUACCAACCAUGACAGUAGUCCUCCUGAGCGAGGUAGUCAAUCCUCUGAGGGUGUUGAUGAGGUGGAUGUCAAACAAGUACAAAGCAAGGAAGCAAAAGAAGCUGUUGAUGGUCAUAUUACAUAUCCCGUCUAUGAUUCCAGUUCAUCAGCAACUGACAAAACCAACUGAUUUUUAGCACUUGCUGAAGUUUCCUUUAACACAUAUAUCUCAGAAGUGGUUCCCCUCCAAGGACAGCUGAGGGGAAUGUUAUUGGGGAGGGAAAGCGCAAGAGGAUGUGGCAUCUGCUGAAGUUUGUGUUGCAUUGAGUUUAGCUUCCAUAGAGCAAAAUAAAUCAGGACCAGUGGAGGAUUCUGAGAUCAGGGAGCAUGACUCUAGGUCAUCCAGUUCUUCCUGUAUCACUCUUUACUAGAGGCAGCUACAUUAAAUUCAUAUCUUGUUAGAUGUUCAUCCGAAGAUUUAUUGACAGAAUGUACCUAUGGUUGAUUCAGAUUAAUUUCUUUUGUAAAUUCAAAUUUUGAUA
Molecule: messenger RNA, 2338 nt
Organism: Elaeis guineensis (African oil palm)
Lineage: Eukaryota; Viridiplantae; Streptophyta; Magnoliopsida; Arecales; Arecaceae
Source: RefSeq, a predicted model, not a curated record